Molecule: messenger RNA, 1593 nt
Organism: Fulmarus glacialis (Northern fulmar)
Lineage: Eukaryota; Metazoa; Chordata; Aves; Procellariiformes; Procellariidae
Gene: FTCD
Product: formimidoyltransferase cyclodeaminase
Exons: 15
Coding region: 1-1593 (530 amino acids)
Molecular function (GO): transferase activity; folic acid binding
Source: RefSeq, a predicted model, not a curated record
AUGGCCAAGCUGGUGGAGUGUGUCCCCAACUUCUCGGAGGGGAAUAACAAGGAGGUGAUCGAUGCGCUAGGGCAGGCCAUAUCCCGGACGCCGGGCUGCGUGCUGCUGGAUGUGGACGCUGGUGCCUCCACCAACCGCACCGUCUACACCUUCGUGGGGUCCCCUGAGGCCAUCGUUGAAGGGGCACUGAGCGCGGCCCGCGUGGCUGGGCAGCUCAUUGACAUGAGCCGGCACAUGGGCGAACACCCUCGCAUGGGGGCCCUGGACGUCUGCCCCUUCGUGCCGGUGAUGAACGUCAGCAUGGAGGAGUGCGUCACCUGCGCCCAUGUCUUUGGGCAGCGCUUGGCAGCGGAACUGGGGGUGCCUGUUUACCUGUACGGAGAGGCGGCGCGGGAGGAGAGCAGGAAAGCCCUGCCUGCCAUCCGCGCCGGGGAGUACGAGGCGCUCCCCGAGAAGCUUGCAAAACCAGAGUGGGCUCCCGAUUUUGGGCCCGCAACCUUUGUUCCCCGGUGGGGGGCCACGGUGACGGGUGCCCGGACCUUCCUUAUUGCGUACAAUGUCAACCUGCUGUGCACCAAGGAGCUGGCUCACCGCAUUGCCCUCAACAUCCGCGAGCAGGGUCGCAGUGCCGACCAGCCCGGGCGCUUGAAGCGGGUGCAGGGCAUUGGCUGGUAUUUGGAGGAAGAGAAUAUAGCCCAGGUUUCAACGAACCUGCUGGACUUUGAGACCACACCGCUCCACACCGUCUACGAGGAGGUCUGCCGAGACGCGGAGGCACUGAACCUCCCCGUGGUGGGGUCCCAGCUGGUGGGGCUUGUCCCCAAGAAGGCCAUGCUAGACACGGCCGAGUUUUACAUCAAGAAGGAAAAACUCUUCAUCCUGGAGGAGGAACAAAAGAUCAGGCUGGUGGUCAGCCGGCUGGGCCUGGACUCCCUGUCUCCGUUUCACCCCCGGGAGCGCAUCAUCGACCCCCUUCUCAGCCACCCGCAGAGCCAUGAGGUGGAUGAAAACCCGUUGGAGAGGGCGGUGCUGGGCGGCUCCGUUCUGCCAGCCGCAGCUGCCCUUGGAGCGGCGCUGGGCUGCAUGGUGGGGCUGAUGAGCUAUGGGAAGCGGCAGUUUGAGGAGCUGGACCCCAUCAUGAGGAACCUGAUCCCCCCCUUCCACCAGGCCAUGGACGAGCUGGUGGCAAUGGUGGACGCCGACUCCCGUGCCUUCAGCAGCUACAUGGAAGCUAUGAAGCUGCCAAAAAGCACCCCUGAAGAGCGGGAGAGACGCACGGCUGCCAUGCAACAGGGGCUGAAGACAGCCGUGAGGGUGCCCUGCGCCCUGGCAGAAAAGGUGAGCGGGCUCUGGCCUGCUCUGAAGGAGCUGGCAUGCCACUGCAACCUGGCCUGCAAAUCUGACAUCCAGGUGGGAGCCAAAAUGCUGGAAGCGGCUGUGUUCGGAGCUUACUUCAACGUCGUGAUCAACCUCAAAGACAUAACGGAUGAGAAGUUCAAGCUUGCGAUGUUGCAGAAGGUCUCUGGGCUGCUGGAGGAGGCAAAGCAAGGCUCGGCGCUUGUGAUGGCACUGCUGGAGAAGCGGGCGGCCUGA